This is a messenger RNA of Trichomycterus rosablanca, 2533 nucleotides long. It is a transcript of the gene adam17b, whose product is annotated as ADAM metallopeptidase domain 17b. The transcript is spliced from 19 exons. Lineage: Eukaryota; Metazoa; Chordata; Actinopteri; Siluriformes; Trichomycteridae. Gene Ontology annotation, biological process: membrane protein ectodomain proteolysis; Notch signaling pathway. The record is from RefSeq and is a predicted model, not a curated record. Gene Ontology annotation, cellular component: plasma membrane. The coding region runs from base 1 to 2505 and encodes 834 amino acids. Gene Ontology annotation, molecular function: metalloendopeptidase activity.
AUGAAACGUUUCUGUUUUAUUCUGGGAUAUUUACUUUUGACGGAGUGUUCAGAAAAUCUUCAAAAAGACCGAGAAUAUGAUCACUUAAAGUCAUUGCUGUCAGACUUUGAUGUGCUGAACCUCUCCAAUCUGCAGCAUCACUCAGUAAAGAAGAGAGAUGUGGAGAAUCACAUGCAUGCAGAGAGACUCCUCACUUUCACAGCCUUACACAAACACUUUAGGAUCUACCUGUCCACCAACACUGAGCUGUUCACCAAUGACUUUAAUGCUGUGGUGGUGGAUAAGGAUGGUACACACAAGACCUAUGACGUCCAGAGGCAGAAUUUCUUCACCGGCCAUGUCAUUGGGGAGGAGAACUCACGAGUACAAGCACACAUUGAUGAUAACGACUUUACUGCCCACAUUUUGACUGAUGAAGCAGAGUACAACAUAGAGCCUCUGUGGAGGUUCACUGAAGGCCCUUCAGAUGACCGCUUGCUGGUGUAUCGCUCAGAGGAUAUCCGGAACGUGACUCGCCUUGCUGCUUCUAAAGUGUGUGGUUACGUCACAGCUGAGGCCAGUCAGCUCCUGCCUGAGAAUAUACGUACAGUCGUGACAUCAGAGGAAGAAAAACAGGAGAAUGAUGAGCACUUGAGAACAAAGAGGCUGGCAGUGGAUCACAGUGAGAACACAUGCCCUUUGCUCUUGGUGGCAGACUAUCGCUUCUUCAGAGACAUGGGUCGCAUGGAGGAGAGCACUACCAUCAACUACUUGAUUGAGCUGAUUGACCGGGUAGACGACAUCUACAGAAACACGUCUUGGGAUGACGAGUUUAAGGGCUAUGGUGUUCAGAUCCAGCAGAUUCUGAUUCUGAAAGCCCCUACUAAAGUGGAAGGCAAACAGACACACUUCAACAUGGAGGGCAGUCCAGUGAAGGACAAAGACAUUUGGGAUGUAAAAAGGCUGUUGGAACAAUUCAGUGUUGACAUCGCAGAAAAUGCUUCCAAAGUUUGUCUGGCUCACCUAUUUACGUAUCAGGACUUUGAGGAGGGAACACUAGGCCUUGCUUAUGUCGCCCCAGCCAACGAUGGUGCUCCAGGAGGCCUUUGUUCCAAGGGGUCCCCUCAGACAGGAAAUGACCAGCGUACCAUAUACCUGAACACAGGGUUAACCAGCACCAAGAAUUAUGGGAAGACUAUUUUGACUAAGGAAGCUGAUUUAGUGACCACUCAUGAGCUCGGGCACAACUUUGGGGCCAUUCAUGACCGAGAUGACAUACCAGACUGUGCUCCCAGCGAGGACAAUGGGGGCAAAUAUGUCAUGUACCCCAUCGCUGUGAGUGGAGACCACUCCAAUAAUAAGUUGUUUUCCAACUGCAGUAAGAAGUCGAUAGUGAUGAGGCUGAGGCACAAGCGCCCGUCCUGCUUCAGGCAGAGGAACAGUAAUGUGUGUGGAAACUCGAGGGUGGAGGAGGGAGAGGAGUGCGAUCCUGGCCUGGUGCACCUUCACACUGAUCCAUGCUGUACCUCUGACUGCAAGCUGCGUCCUAACAAACAGUGCAGUGAUAGGAAUAGUGCUUGUUGCAAAAACUGCAUGUUUGAGAAGGCUGGUAAGCAGUGCCAGGAGCCCAUCACUGCCACCUGUAAGGACAUGUCUUACUGCACAGGUAACAGCAGUGAGUGCCCACCUCCAGGUAACCUCCCCGAUAACACCAGCUGUGUGGACAGUGGACAGUGUCUGAACGGAGAGUGUAUACCCUUCUGUGAGGUGAUCGUCAAUCUGCAGUCAUGUGCUUGCAAUGACACAAACAGCUCAUGUAUGGUUUGCUGCCGCAGUAAGAACAAUGUUUGCUCCCCAUACCAGGACAAUGAAGGGAACUUUUUAUACCUGAGAAAAGGCAAACCGUGCACUGUUGGCUUCUGUGAUGGAGGGGGUAAAUGUAUGAAGCAGGUGCAGGAUGUUAUUGAGAGGUUGUGGGAUUUUAUUGACAAGCUGAACAUCAACACAUUCAGAAAGUUUUUGGCUGAUAAUAUUGUGGGCUCAGUGGUGGUUUUCUCCCUGUUCUUCUGGAUUCCUCUCAGUAUUCUAGUCCACUGUAUGGAUACGAAGUUGGACCAGCAGUAUGAACUGAACACCAGAUCACUAUUUUCUCCCAGUAAUGCAGAAAUGCUGAGCAGUCUGGAUUUGGCCUCAAUGCGUAUCUUCAAGCCUGCCUCCGCCUCAGCGUUCUCUGCUGUCUCACGCUUCCCAACAAGCACCCCUUCUGUUGCGCUGGCUAUGGGCAACCUGGCAUCUCCUGCCCCUCUCCCACAGCCUUGCAAUGAACUGCCACGUAUGGACACCAUCCAGGAGGACUCCAGCUAUGAUUCCCACCUGGACGAGCAGGUGCUGGAAGAGGAUUUCACCACCCGUACAAAUGCUGCCCGGUCCUUUGAUGAUCUCACUGAUAACCAUGAGAACGAUCUGGAGAGAUCGUUUAAGAGGAUAGCACAUGUGCAGAGCAUACGCAAGGAGACCGAGUGCUGAAUUUGGGUGUUUUAUUAACCAAGAACAG